Molecule: messenger RNA, 2413 nt
Organism: Meloidogyne enterolobii
Lineage: Eukaryota; Metazoa; Nematoda; Chromadorea; Rhabditida; Meloidogynidae
Source: the annotation of a GenBank genome assembly
AUGACAGAUUUAAUAUAUGCAGUUCGCGGAUCUACCGGUUUUGCAUUGAAACGAGGACUUGGGAAACCUGAAGAAUUGGCUGGGGAAAAAUUAGAUCCAAAAUAUGCAGUUUGUCGUUGUUUUAAAUUUAGCAAUGAUGGAGCCUAUUUUGCCUAUUGUGACUCUUCAAGGACAGUUUUAGUAGAAUCUUCAACUGGACGUGAAUGUUUUUCUUCUGAAUUGGCUAAAACUCAUUGUAUUUUAUUCUCACCAAAGGAUAAAUAUAUGGUUACUUAUGAGCCAUAUGUAAUUUAUGGAACUCGAAUGAAUCAAGACGGAACAGUAAAAACUCCAAAUCCAAAUCUUCGUAUUUUUGAAGUUUCGACUGGUAAACUUUUGGCUACUUUAAUUGCUGAUAAACAGUCUGUUUGGAAGCCUCAUUUUACUGAUGAUGAUUCUAUUGCUAUUAGAGUUAAAGGCUCUGAAAUUUUAUUCUACAAAAAUGGAGAAUUUGAAAAAUAUUCAAACAAGAUUGUAAUUAAAGAUAUUGCUCAAUUAUCUUUAAGUCCAGGUUCAUCUCCACAUAUUGGUUGUUUUAUUCCGUCAAAGAAUCAACCAGCAUUAAUUCAAUUGAGAACAUUAAAUGAUUCAUUGGAUGUAAUUUAUACAAAGACGAGUUUUAAUUGUGAUCGUUGUGUAAUGAAUUGGAAUACUAAAGGUUCUGCUUUACUAGUAACAGCAUCUGUAGAUGUUGAUAAAUCAAAUCAAUCUUAUUAUGGUGUAAGCCAUAUUUAUUGUAUUUUGACAAAAGAUGGUGGUUCAUGUUUUCAAGUACCUCUGGAUAAGCAAGGGCCAGUACAUUCUGUUGAAUGGGCACCCAAUGCAAAAGAAUUUUGUGUUUGUUACGGGUUUAUGCCUUCAAAGGUAACAAUUUUCAAUAUGAAAGGUGAUAUAAUUUGGGAUAUUGGUGAAGGACAUCGAAAUGAAAUUCAUUAUAAUCCCCAAUCAACAAUUUUGGUAACUUGUGGGUUUGGAAAUAUUUCUUCUGGAAGAAUGGAAUUUUGGAAUUUGUCAACAAGAAAAGAAAUUAGUCAAUUUUGUGUUCCACAUACAACACAUUUUGGUUGGGCACCUGAUGGACAACAUAUUUGCACUUCAACUACCGCACCACGUUUAAGAACAGAUAAUGGUUAUCGUAUAUGGACUUAUCAGGGAAUUAAAGUUGCUGAACAUUUGUUUGAAAAGGAAGAAUUGUGGGAGGUCAAAUGGAAGCCUAGCAAUUCAUAUUCAAAAUUUGCAAUAGAAGAGCCUUCUAAAGAACAAAAAAGUAUAAAUUCAAAAAUGGGAUAUACUAGCAACAAUAAUAAUUUGGUGGAUAGUCUUCCAAAGGGAGCUGUAACUUCCCAAGGUGUUUAUGUACCUCCGCAUUUGAGAGGAGGAGGUGGUGGAGGAGGAAAACCGUCAACAACAGGAGCAAAAUCUUCAACAAAUAAAAAUGCUUCCAACAAUAAUAAUUCAUCUGCAGCAAGUGGACUAAAUGAAAUUGAAAAGAAAAUUCGUUCAUGUCAAAAAAAAUUGGAUGAUAUUGAAAUUUUGAAAGAACGUUUAUCUUCUGGACAACGUUUAGAAAUUAAUCAAAUGGAAAAAAUUAAAAAUGAAGAAAAAAUUAAAAUUGAAUUGGAAAAACUUAAAUUAGAAAAACAAGGAAGAGGAGGAGAAGAAGGAGGGCAAGAAGUUGUUAAGGAGAAGGAAAAGAAUUGAAAGAAGAAUUUUUAAAAAAGCAAAAUUAAUUUUAAAAAAAGCAGUAGUAUGAAAUUUUUUUUUAAUUAGUUAAAUUUUAUAUAUAAAUUUAAAUUUGAGGAUAGGGGUGGGAUGAGAGAAAAAAAUUAAAAAAAAAUUUUUCAGGUGAAGGGGAAAAAUUUUUUCAGGUUAAGAGGGAAAAUUUUUUUGGGGGUUUUAAAGUUUCAGAAUUUUUUUUCAAAAAAAAAUAUUUUUUUGAUUCUUGAAAAAUGGGUUAUUUUUCUGGAUAAAAAAUUUUUUUCUUCUCAUACAAUUAAUUUUUGUAGUGUGAGACAGGGAGAGGAGAGAGAAUAUGGCGCUUUUAUUACUAUAUUUUAUUUUUCUUUUUUGUUUAUUAAAAAAAUUAUAGUUUUAUUUUUUUUAAUUUUCUUUGAAGAAUAAAAAUGUUGUCAGAUUUUAAUUAUUUUAAAUUUUCAAUUUUUCAAAUUUGUGAAAAUACUUUUUUUAUGAAAUUUAAUUUUUAUUAGCGCGUGAAUAUUGGGGCAAUAUUUGGAGAUUAUUUGACAAGGUUGUUUAUUUUAAUUUCUGAUUUGUUUUUCUGAUAUGCAAAUGUUUUUCUGAUGAGUGUGUUUUGUUUUUGUGUUUUUCCUUCUGUCUGUGUUUUUAUGUUUUUCUGAUUUUUCUGGUUACUGUU